AUUUGAUUCUUUCUUUAAUGCAGUGAAUACAGUCCCCUAGAUACAGUAUGACAUUGUUCAGUACUGUCAAAAUCUGAACACUUUUUCAAAAAGAACAGCAAGUUCAUUGGCUUUGUACUAUUUUGUUACUAAUGGAAGAUGGGAAGAUAUUAGCAAUAUGGUUUUAUGACCGUGUACAAGUCCUUGUAAAUUUGAAUUCCCUUUGUUUUGACCCAAGUUAAAUUUAUGUUGCCAUUCAACCAUAAAAAGCACCAAUGUUUUGGUUAUAAAACAAGGGCACAAUGAUCGUCGUAAGAUAGUAGGUCUUUCAGAGUAUUAUACAACUCAAUCUCACUCCAAGACCCUAUUAUAAAUAUCAACUCUAUCAUUUAAACCCAUUCACGUAAUUGUUUUGGCUAUAAGAAAUACUUCCCCAAAUCUGAUAACAUAGUUCCCAUAUCCAACCAUUUGUAUCGUWAUGUGUUGUGAGUUUUCCUUGGAACAAAACUACAUGUUAAUUCUGAUUGGCAUAUGACAAGUUGACACAAAAAAACUUCUUAAAAAACAUAUUUGAACAAAUUUAAAAUUUACAUUUGAAAGAUAACUUAUUAUAUAUUGGAUUUUUACUAUUUCUCAAGCAAAAACCUUUAUAUUUUUAGAUAUCAUUACCCCCCCCCCCAAAAAAAAACUCCCAAAAGCAGAUGAAAGAUAGCGUUGACUCUUGUGAAGUGUUUUGCAUGGACAAUUAAAAUAAAAUUAAAAUAUUUUGAUAAUAGUGCGAUGUUCACACAACAACAGUUACUACAGAAAGACAUGACGUUUGGAAAAGGUCAAGGUUGAUCAUUCAAAGGAUGGAAACGUUACUGACAGAUUUCUAAUUAUAGAUCAAACUUAAAUUUUGACUGAACAUUUACUACCUUGUCUACCCUGUAAAAAUUUAAAAGAAAAAUUAAGAAAAAUGCAAAAAAAAAAGGUCAGGAAAAGAAGAAAAAACCUCUGAAACCAGCAAUUGUCUACCAACCAUGAUCUUAUUUUGUGCCCCUGAAGAGUUAAUUUUUAUUUUUCCCCUAUAUCCACAGGUUUACUCAGUGUCUUCAUCUAAUUCUCCUGGAUUAAGUAGUAGAGGAUCUAGUGACAGAGCUGACAGUUUAGGUGGAGAUGGAGGAGAAGAAAAACUUAGCAAAACAAAUUUAUAUAUUAGAGGUCUAAAAGCAAAUACUACUGAUGAAGACUUAGUACGACUUUGUCAUAAAUAUGGGACUAUUAUUUCAACAAAAGCUAUUCUAGACAAAGACACUAAUUUAUGUAAAGGCUAUGGCUUUGUUGACUUUGAAAACCCAUCGUCAGCCCAGAAAGCAGUGCAAGCACUUGUUACCAGAGGGAUCCAGGCACAAAUGGCCAAGCAACAAGAACAAGAUCCUACAAAUUUAUAUAUUCAAAAUCUUCCACCACACUACGAUGAAGCUAUGUUGGAAAACAUGUUUAGCAAGUAUGGCAAGGUCAUUUCUACUCGGAUUUUGCGAGACAAGGAUACAAAUAGCAAAGGAGUUGGGUUCGCCAGAAUGGAAAGUUCAGAGAAAUGUGAACAAGUCAUAAUGGAUUUUAACAAAAAGACUUUGCCAGGUUGUAUUCAGGAGCUAGUGGUGAAGUUUGCAGAUGGUGGACCAAAGAAAAGACAACCUGAUCAACCAUGGCAACAAACUCGGCAUGAGGGAGGACUGCAAGUAGGUGGUUAUGAAUCCAUGGUACUCCAGAAUGGAAAUACAAGAGUAAUAACUACCCAUGGKACAGCUAUUCCUAGUCAGGGUGCUUAUGUACAAGGAGUGCCACUACCUACCUAUCAGUUACCAGCAGGUGGAAGUUGGGUUACACCACAACAUUAUCUACAGAUGCAAGCUCAUGUCCCUCAUAGCCAGAUAGCAGUCAGUCCUGCUUCAAUGGAGCACAGUGCAGCAGUUCAUCAAAAUGCUUUAGCAAACCAGAUGAACCAAAUGCACAUUUCGGCAGGCUCACAGUACGUCACUAGUCCAGUACAGAGCUCAUUCCCUCAAAAUUCCUGGCAAGUYGUACAGCAUUCAGCUGCAGCUGGGGGGCAGGGGCAGCAUCACCAUCCACAGCAUUACGUAGGAAUGGAGGACCCUAGCUCCAUGUUAAGCAGUGACGUUAGUGAUCAUGGCCCUCCCUUAUCGCCUCAGGCAGGGGUACACCAUCAACAAAUGACAUCAGCUGAGCAAGGACUUGAUGACCAACACAUAGCAGCUUAUUCCGCUGCAUAUCAGCAAAGAUGGCAGCUAGACCCAGCUCCAAGAUAAAGACGAUAAAUGAUUUUCCAAUUCUAGAUAAAUGGUUAGUUGUACAAUUGUUCACCGUUGUUUGAAAUGGGUGUUCGUUGGUAUGUGUGUUUGUAUAAGUUUACAUAAUCAUAAUUCCUUAACUAAAUUCCCAGAUGAUCUAAAUUAAUAAGUUAAAUAAUUACUAGUUUAAAUUGACAUUGUUUUUGUACAAUUUUAUCUGAAAUACCCUACUAAUUUGACAUUGAAAUAGUCGAGCGAGCAUACGACAAGUAAGGGAUCGAAUCUUAUGAAUUUACGUUGCAAUGUAAAAGAAUAAAAACAGUUUCGAAAACAGGUUAYAUGAACUCCUUUCCUAAAAUCGUAAUUGCUUAAUUUCACUGCUUUGCUAUUUUACUAAUUUUAAAGAGAUGCUGUUCGUCUCCACGAAGUUUGUUUUUGGCUCAGUUCAUGAAUUUAAAUGAGAGAUUUGGACACGAUACCUGUCACAAGAUUCAUUCUCUUACUUGCGAACUUCUUUAGAUAAUUCAUUAAUAGCAUUAAUAUUCACAAAUGAUGUCUCGAGUAUCUCAUGUUCCAAAAACGCAAGGUUAUUUUUUGCUAUAAGAGAGAGAUUGAAUUACCAUGAAGAAUUGCAACCUUACUUUAAAACUACAGGUAACUUGUGUUCAGCCUCAUUCCCGACGCUGUUUUUAGUCUAUAGAAGAAUUGACGACUCGCUGGAUAACAGCUAUCUCUGCUUGUGUUUAUUAGUGUGAUGUACGUGUGCAAUAUAAAGGAAUAUUGGACGCUGACACAGCGAAUUAAUUGGUAUUGCCAUUGCCUAAUCACAAAAGAGUGUAUAAAGUUUUGAGUGUUUUUAUAGCUGUUCAUGAGUUACCUGUAAGUUAUUAAUAAUGUUAAAAAUUCACCGUAUAAACCAUUAGUCCUGACUAACUGUAUCUUUUGCAUAGUGCUGCUCAUCUUUCUACAUGCGUUAUACACAGCUAUUAUAUUUUUCGAAAUUUUUGAAUUACCAAAGACGUAUUUUGAGACCAAACGAAAAACAUAUAUAUAUAUGCAUCAUCCAAUGCAAGCAGGCCAACUAUUUAUCGCAAGUCUACAAGGCUGCUAGAAGCUAAAAACAUACUCUUAAAUAUGAUAUACGUUAUUUAUCUGAAUGGUAAGACGAAUAGUUGGAUUGCCUGUGUUUUGAACAGACCAAAUAUGGUCUAAAAAUCUCAUAUGAUUACGUCACGAUCUAUUUAUAAACCUGUCAUGAAAAUUAUUAAUUUUUUUCUACGAAGGUCUGGGACCUUAUCUUUCCUCUGGAGUUGUCGCAGGCGAUAUUCUAGAGGCUAUUAUUCUGUAUAUAUUCUAUACUCCCCACUAGAAGGCAAAAAUGCCUUUAUUUSAAAUAUUAUGGCUUUUAAAAACGCAUAUCAACUCAUUUAUUCAUGUUGCUGUUUGACGUCAGGAGCCUCUUAGUUAAGGCUGAUAAUGCACUCGCAGGUUUUGACGAUUAUUUGGGCGUAUAGGUGUUCAAUAUGAGUAGUGAGCAACGAGUAGUUUACGACUUAGCAUGGUAGAAUCAUUUUUGCUCCUAUUUACCUCAAACUUUGCCAUAUGAAAUCAGCUUGUAGAAUUUUUACUGAACAAGGAUAUCAGUCAGUUUUUGGUUUCGAGACGUCUCAAAUUUUUUUCCCAAAUUCCCGUUUAGUAAUAAGUUUUCUUAUCAUUUACUCUUUGUAGCAAAAUCUCGAGAAAUAUAGCGUCUUUUUCCAAUUGUUUAUUUGAUGAAGAGAAAGGUAUAUUUUGGUCUAAAAUGGCCGGGGAAAAUAAAUUUUUUGACCAAAAUGAAUCUCUUUUAUUAUCCCACCCCUGCAGCUUAGAUAAAUUGGUCUAAUAUCUGACGUGCAGCUAAAUACGUCGCUCACUUCGCCUGUUGGGCGUGGCAUGCACGUGCAUGUCACGUGUAUUAGUUCGAAUUUAUUUAUAGAUUUUUACUUGAUUUUUUCUGUCGAUGACGGAUGUUCUUUAUAUAACAGUCUGAUAUUCUUGAGCAGAUCACUUAUGUACACAAUAAUAUACAUGGACUGAUAUACAUAGAUACGCUGCCAUGCAGCUCUGAGUAUCGAGACCGAGUCUCGUUUUGUUUUUUGUUUAACCUGUUUUUAUGACGAAAAACUUUGAAAAUUGAGAUGGAUGAUUAUGUAUUUUUUAGAUAAUUUUUCACCUAAAAAUCGAAUACUUUAAGGCGAUUAUGUAAAGAGGUUAGAGUGAUUCACAUUGCCUUAGUGAAGUAAUUAAAUUUCUAGUAAAGUUGGCUUAUGAUCCAUUAUCGGUAGUCCAGCUGAAGUAGAAACAGUAGGAUUACAGUUUUCUUAAAUAUUUUUCCACUAGAGCGAAGUAGAAUCACUCUAAACAGAGUUUAUCUAAUGUUCUUAAAUACCAUAGAUAGACCUGAUCCGUUUUAUCGUAUAAUAAAUGCCUUCUUUCACGAAACAAUUCACUUUUGGGGUCUGCUAUAACGGAAAGGAUCAGCUUUUGCUUUGUGAUCACUGACGCAAACAGAUGUGUACCGUUUAGUUGGGGAAUGUCCAUUCAACGUACAGCUGUUUCGAUUCUGUUCACAAGUAAACGACCCUAAAUUACCGCCAACCAGCUACCACUUAUCAUUGCAGACACCGAUACAAUGACCUUAAAAGUGAAUGGUUCCGUGUGAAGGAGCUCUAGUCGUUCUAAAAAUCGGCCUAAGUUUCGUACGUGUAAAUUGGCCACGUCGAAGGGUCAGCGAAUGAGUGUGACCCGCAGGGGGAGG
This is a messenger RNA of Exaiptasia diaphana, 5070 nucleotides long. Its product is annotated as RNA-binding motif, single-stranded-interacting protein 2. Gene Ontology annotation, molecular function: poly(U) RNA binding; poly(A) binding; mRNA 3'-UTR binding. Bases 1002 to 2291 code for a protein of 429 amino acids. Gene Ontology annotation, cellular component: nucleus; cytosol; ribonucleoprotein complex. Lineage: Eukaryota; Metazoa; Cnidaria; Anthozoa; Actiniaria; Aiptasiidae. The transcript is spliced from 15 exons. The record is from RefSeq and is a predicted model, not a curated record.